Ustilago hordei is the source of this 876-nucleotide messenger RNA. RefSeq lists its product as uncharacterized. The record is from RefSeq and is a predicted model, not a curated record. Lineage: Eukaryota; Fungi; Basidiomycota; Ustilaginomycetes; Ustilaginales; Ustilaginaceae. Gene Ontology annotation, molecular function: calcium ion binding. The transcript has 2 exons. Bases 1 to 876 code for a protein of 291 amino acids.
AUGUCAAGCCAAUACUCAUACGGUGGAGGUGGAGGCGGCGGCGGCGGCGGCGGCGGCGGCUACGGCUACGGAGCUCCUCCUCCAGGACAGCAAGGCGCGUACGGCCAGCAGCAGCAAUACGGUGGCGGAGGAGGAUACGGUGCACCUCCUCCUCAGCAGGGUGGAUACGGUGUUCCGCCUCCCGGGCAACAGGGCGGAUAUGGGGCUCCACCUCCCGGCCAGCAGCAGGGUGGAGGGGGCUACGGCGCUCCACCUCCUGGUCAGGGAUACGGUCGCCCACAGGCAUUCAACGCGUCCACCGGACCUCCUCCUGGCGCAGACCCGCAACUCUGGCAAUGGUUCAUUGCAGUGGACCGAGACCGCAGCGGUCAGAUCAACCCUCAAGAACUCAGUCAAGCGCUUGUCAACGGCGACUGGACGCCCUUCGACCUGGACACAGUUAAGAUGCUGAUGAGUGUCUUUGACGUUGACCGCAGCGGACACAUCAGCUUCAACGAGUUUGCCGGCCUGUGGAAGUACAUUCAGGACUGGCAGGGCGUUUUCCGACACUUUGACCAAGAUAGGUCCGGAUCGAUCGACGAGAACGAGCUGGCGAACGCCUUGCAGUCAUUUGGCUACAGACUAUCGCCAAAACUGUUGCAUAUUGUUUCGCAGAAGUAUAUCGUUUCUGACACUGCUGCUCCUGGUGGUGCUGCAGGCGGCAUGGGUUCGACAGCAGCGAGAGGUCCACCUGGAAUCACUUUUGAUCGAUUCGUACGAGCUUGCGUGGUGAUCAAGACACUGACCGAGUCGUUCCAGCGUCAUGAUAGCCAGCGCAGCGGAUGGGUGCAGAUCAACUAUGAUACGUUUAUGGAGAUGUGUCUCUCUGCGCCCUAG